ACGAAUAUAACUUUUAUGCAUUAAUCAUUUUAUAAGGUUAAUAAAAUAAAAUGCGUUGCACUAAGUCGUGUCAAUUAAACAAAUAGUUAAAAUUAUCAAAUAAACAAUUACAUACACGCAUCGAUAACAAUUUAUUUGCCCUACCAAAAGUCGAACGUUGUUUAGGUACGCUUGGCAGCGACAGCGGCAGCGCAUACAGCAGUAUAUUUGUGGGAUUCACGAUGGUUAAGUCGAAAGUACACAACGUGAAAGAAUUGUUGGUGCAUUCUCUCGGGGAAGAGAUUGAAGUGGUGGACCAGAAUACCUUCAUACUUACCGCACCUGGCGAACACUAUGGCAGCAUCAUGUUGGGUCUGGAUGUCACCGUAAAAAAAAACAAUGGAAAAGAAGAAGUGUUAAAUUUGGUGGCCAAAUUAAUUCCCCAAAGUGAAGUUCUAAAAAUUGCCUUCGAUAUAUUUGUUACAUUUAAAAAGGAAGUUUUUGCUUACACAAAAACAAUACCUACUUUAAUUGCGCUACAAAAGGAGAAAAAUGUACCAAAAAAUAAAAUUCUUGAUGUGUUCCCCAAGUGUUUUGGAGCAAGAGUUUGCUUGGAUGAAAACAAAAACCAAGUGGAUGAAGACGGUGUCUUAAUCUUUGAAAAUUUAAAACUUCAAGGAUAUAAAACUGAAGACCGCCUCAUAGGAUUUGACCUGGACUCGGCUAGAAUAGUAGUACAAGAUUUAGCCAAAUUCCAUGCAGUUCCACUAGGUUUAAAGUUAUUAAAACCGGAAGUAUUUAAGGAGAAAGUACUGCCAGCCCUUAUCCACAACAAUGGUCUGGAACAGUUACCACCCGAAGUUGGUAUGGCUUUCCACAAUAGCAUCAUGGAUGGUGCCCAUAAUAUUCCAGAGCUCGAACAUCUUUUGGAACGUCUUCAAUACAUUGUAGAUGAUGCCUUUAAAAACCCAUACGUAAAUAGACCACCCCCAAAUGAACCAUGGGGUACCAUGGCCCAUUCAGAUUUUUGGGUAAGCAACACCAUGUUAUUAAGAGGUAACGACGGCAAACCAUUAAAAAAUAAAAUCGUAGACUUGCAAAUAAUGAGGUACGCCUCUGCGGUUCGCGAUCUGGUAUUUUUUUUGUUUACAAGUGUAACCAACUCAGUUUUAAAUGAACACAUCGAUGAAUUCAUUAAAUUAUACUACGACACGUUCGUAGAUACCCUUAAUGAUUUAAAUAUAGACCUAACUCCAUUUUCUUGGAAUGCUUAUCUUGCUGAGUUGAACGAAGUGGCACCUACUGAAGUUUACCAUAUUUUGAUAAUGUUAAAGCCUAUCUGCACCGAAAAGGGUAAAGUUCAGAGCAGUUUGGAGGACUUUCAGGACUCUGAUUGGAGUCGUAAAGAUUUGCUGGGGCCUAACCACAGAAGAAAAUUAAGAGAUACGGUGUUGGCACUAGAUAAAAAAGGAUGGCUGUAAUUAUUUGUAAUUAAAUAUUAGGUAUUAUUAGUAAAACAUUAUAUUCUUUUUAGUUUUAUAUUAAAAGUACAAAUUUUAAAAUGUAAACCAAGGUUAUUAUUGAUAUUUGAGGCUGCAUAUUAGUAGAUUGUUAUUAAUAAAUAUUUGUUAUUGUGUA
This is a messenger RNA of Brassicogethes aeneus, 1617 nucleotides long. The record is from the annotation of a GenBank genome assembly. NCBI's taxonomy places the organism in Eukaryota, Metazoa, Arthropoda, Insecta, Coleoptera, Nitidulidae.